Molecule: messenger RNA, 4415 nt
Organism: Hipposideros armiger (great roundleaf bat)
Lineage: Eukaryota; Metazoa; Chordata; Mammalia; Chiroptera; Hipposideridae
Gene: CCDC183
Product: coiled-coil domain containing 183
Exons: 12
Coding region: 1926-3878 (650 amino acids)
Source: RefSeq, a predicted model, not a curated record
UAACACCGAAGCCCAGAAUUGGACACUCGUGCCGGCCCUGAGGGCCCUGUAGGACCAUGUGGGGUCUGCUCCUGCACCACUUGGCAUGGAGGAGGAGAGUACAAGGUGUGCAACCCAGUGCCUGGCUCCAGAGAUGUGAGGGACAGGAAGUGGCUAUGCCCACCUGCCUGUCAUCCCACACAAACCUGUCAGAUGAAGUCACUUCUCUCCAGGAGCGCAGGGAGGCCCAACCUAGCUUACUGGAGCUCUGUCCUCAUGGAAGGAAAGCUCAUGAGUGGGCAAGCUACCCACAUCGCCCACCGCCACAGGGGAAGAGGCAGGGAUGAUGUAAGCCUGGGCAAGUCCGUCAUCCUUGACAGUUGGCUUCCCAGUCACACUGAAGACACACAGCAGGGCCAUGCACUGGAGCCCAGCUCAGCUCCUGCACCUCUUGGCCUAGCCAGUCAUUCAAAAGAAUGUCUGCGGACACCUGUACACCAGGGGCCUGUUGGUGGAAAGACACAACGACAAGCAGCCCAGGGUAACCAUGGCGUAAGCAAGCUAAAUUCUCCAUGUAAAAGUCAAGUGGGUUGCCUGGGGUUGACUAAAGGACCCAGGGUCCUUUUAGUCUGUCCCCUAUUGUAGUGGUGCCCGGAGGCUGUGCCAGCUCCAGCCAUCGCGUCUUUAUUGCAGUGAACAGGAAGGAGAAAGGCAGAGGGCAGUUCCCUCACCGUUCUGCUGAUACCCCACUAGCCAGAACUGAGUUCGUGUGGUACAUUUGUGCAAAGGCACUGAGGAAGGCAGCCUUGCUCUGCGUAGCCAUGUGCCCACUAAAAUUCAGGGGUUCUGUAUCUGAGCAAGAAGGGAGAACCAAUAUUGAGGGACAGAAGCAGGCUCUGAUUCAGACCUUGGGAGAAGGGGAGCACAUGGCAGGUCCUUCCAACUCCCUGAGGGUAAGGCCUGGGCUCGGAGGGAAGGCAGAGGGCGAACUUGGGAGUUUUGGAGCAGACUGGACUCACUUUUUAAAAGCUGAGAGUGACCGGAAAGGUAAAGGAUGUGUGAGAGGUCAUAGAAGAAGUUGGGUGCUGUGAGAGCAUAUGGGUCAAGGCCAUCGUUAUGGUUGAACUGUGUCCCCCAAAAGUCACAUAUUGCAGCCCUAACCCCAGGAUCUCAGAGUACGCCUGCAUUGGGAAAUAGGCCUCUGGAGAGGUGAUUAAGUUAAAACGAGGGUGGGCCUUGACCCAACCCGACUGGUGUGCUGUUAAGAGAUGAGGACACAGGUGGGUGCAGAGAGACCACAUGAGGACACAGGGAGAAGACUGCUGUCUGCAAGUCCAGGAGAGAGGCCGUGGGACGAACCAGCCCAGCCCUUGGACUUCCAGACUCCAGGAUAUGGGACGAUAAAUGUCUAUUAUUUAAGCCGCACAUCUGCGGUGCUUUGUUACAACUGCCCAGCGAACUCAUGCAGUGUGGCUGGGAAAAGUAACCCAUCCGGUGCACGCCUCUGGAAUCCCAGGCUGUCCGGUGCUUGGGGCAUGGGGCUCAAAGGGAAGCUUGGGCUGGGGCUGCAGAGAUGGGGGACUGACCCCUCCUGGAGUGACAUCUAAAGCUAGACCCAGGAAUUCCCCAGAGAAGUGGAGGCUGAGCAGCAUGGCUCCAGGUAGCAGGCGAGGGCCAGAGGCUGGGGUUCUCAUGAACCAGGUUACCCAGAGUACGCAGUGUGAACUUGGGGUGGGGGGAUGGAGAUCGUGUAAGGCAGUGAGGUCGGUAGUUGUAGGAGGCUCAAUGGAGGGGAUGGGAGGGUGCGGGUACACUGCCAAACCACCACAAGUCACCUCCCUGUGGAAGAAGGGUGCCUGGCCCAGGCUGUGCUCCUGAGCAGAGGGCAGCCACAAGACACAAGAGUCCAGAGGACACCCCAGGUUGGCUUGGGGCAGAGAGUGGUAAUGAGGCUGGCCAGGAAUUCCAGGGUUCCCUGGGCUUUGGGCACCUUGGGAACCCAUCACAAUGGCCUCAAUUCCGGGGGCAAUCUGAACUGCAGUCCUGGUGAGCAGCGGGGGCAGGUGGUGCAGAGGGCCACCAUGAAGAUGCGGAGUGAGGACGAUGUGGACAAGCAGACCCAGGAGCUGAAGACCAUCACUCGGCUCCAGGAGCAAUGCCGGGCGCUGCAGAUCCAGGCAGUGAAGGAGAAGACGGUCAAGAACAGAGCGACCCUGGCUCUCCUGCGCAAAAACAUCCGUCAUGGGAUCCAAGAUGGGGCUUUGGCCAAGAAGUAUGACCAGCAGACCAUCUCCAAGGCCUGCGGGAAGGACAUGCCCACGAGGUUGGCGCACUGCCGCUGCACCAUGGAGGUGGCGCGGGAGAAGUUGCGCAAGCACGUCUUCGACCGCGUGAACGUGCACAACGUGCUGCUCCACCUGGUGCGACUGCGCGGGAAGCAGCUAGAAAGCAAGCAGCUAGAGCUGGCCAGCCUGCAGAACCAGCCCGACGCCUCCAAGGAGCAGCUGCGCUUGCUGCAGGUUAUCCGCCAGCUGGAGAACAACAUUGAAAAAACCAUGAUCAAGAUCACCACGAGCCAGAACAUCCACCUGCUGUACGUGGAGCUGCUGGAUUACCUGAAGAAAGAACUGGCCGGAUACCCCACAGAGCUGGACAAGCUGCAGAACCUCGUGGUUGACUACUGCUCAGAACUAUCGGAUAUGACAGUCAUGUCCCAAGAUGCCAUGAUGAUUACGGAUCAGGUCAAGAUGAACAUGAGGCAAAAGGAGGCGACCUUCAUUGAGGAGCGCCGGGCACGGGAGAACCGGCUCAACCAGCAGAAGAAGCUGAUUGACAAGAUCCACACCAAGGAGACCAACGAGAAGUACCGUGGCCGGACCGACUUGAAGUUCUCCAAUUUGAUGAGCACAGAGACGCUGAAUGUGAGGAAGAGAGAGACCUCCAAGGAGGACAUCGAAUACCAGACGUACCUGACUGCUUUGGUGGAGAAAGUCAAGACCACUGUGCGGUGCUCCCACCUCUGGGACAUCACAGGCCAGUUCCUGGCUCAGAGGAACACGGAGGACAACCUGGAGCUGCAGAUGGAGGACUGUGAGGAGAGACGGAGUCAGCUGGAGGCGCUGAUGAAGAAGCUGGAAGCAGAGGAGACACUGCUCAAAUUCCACCAGACACCCAGCUCCGUCAGCUUUAAGUCCAUCCAGGAGAAAAUGAAGGACAUGCUGGGCAAGGAGGAGGACAGGCUCCGGCUGGCCCACACUAACAUGACCAAGAGCCAGAAGCUGCUGCUGACCAUCCAGACGGGCAUCGACAACCUGUACCUCCGGCUGAUGGGCAUCCCCCUGCCCGGAGCCCAGGUGCUGGCCCAGUGGGGAACAGGGCUUGUCCCCCCCCCCCAACAGCGUUCCUGGGAGAUGAGCCCCUCCUCCUGUCUGCAGAAGGAAGCGGUGCCCCCCGACAGCCUGGACGUGCACAGCAAGCUGGCGUACUGCGAGGGGAAGCUGCUGCAUCUGGCCAAUAGCGUGCAGAUGUUGUCCAGGACUGAGGAGGUAGCCCUGGGCCAGGGAUGGGGGGGCGCCUACUCGUCCCAUGUCCCCCUGGAGCUGACAGUCCACCGUGUCCUGCAGGUCAACACGAAGGUGAGGGAUGCCCUGGAGUCUUCGACUCUGAAGGAGAAGCAGAACACCAGGAUAAGCUUUGAGGACCUGGAGGAAGAUAUAAUAGGCACUGUCUCAGGGCUGGGGUACUGGGCUGCCCAGCGUGGGGAGUGGAUGUGGGAAACCUUUCAGUUCGCGGACAUGGACCAGAGCUACGUGCCCUCGCGGGCCGAGAUCAAGAGGCAGGCCCAGCAGUUGAUCGAGGAAAGCCUCAAGAUAAGUAAGAAGAAGAAGAAGAAGAAGUGACCCCCGGAAGGGGGAACCCUGCCUUGGCCCCCAGCUCCCUCCCCCAUGCCGGCGCUUUGUUACACAAAUAAACAUUUUUCCAGGACUGCUGGAGGCACCUGGGGUGGCGGGGAGACAGGAGUCUCAGAAAGUGAACUUGGGUGACGCAAAUGUGGGGGAUCACGUUGCGAAGACUGCGGGAAGUGGGGUGCUCGGCAUGGACCCCCGGAGUCGAGGGGUGAGAGUGAGAAAAAGGGUCCAAACGGAGAUGCGGACAGAGCUGUGAGCUGCUCCGAGGGCGGGACCGCGGAAACCGGGGUCCGACGCUCGGGUCUGUCUGCGUCUGCGCCGCGCCCGCCACACAAGUUUGACUCUCACCGCGCCCUGUAGCUAUGCGCCUGGGUCCGCGCAUGCGCAUCGCCGCACCUUUUGAUCCUCGCGGCUCCCGGUAGCCGCGCGUCCCGCUGAGCCGGCGCCAAGAUGGCGGCGCUGACGGGCGGAGGGCUGCCGUGCCGGGGGCCGCUGGGGCCGGAGUGGAGCCGCUGCGGCUGAGCCUCC